This is a messenger RNA of Diceros bicornis minor, 6435 nucleotides long. RefSeq names its product VPS53 subunit of GARP complex (gene VPS53). Gene Ontology annotation, biological process: retrograde transport, endosome to Golgi. The coding region runs from base 129 to 2627 and encodes 832 amino acids. The record is from RefSeq and is a predicted model, not a curated record. The transcript has 22 exons. Gene Ontology annotation, cellular component: GARP complex. Lineage: Eukaryota; Metazoa; Chordata; Mammalia; Perissodactyla; Rhinocerotidae.
CGGCUGGCUGACAGAGCUGAGUCUUGUCUGAGCGCUGCAACGCGAGGGUUGCUGGUCUGGGACGUGGGUGACGGCUGGAGGUCCGACUGGGAGUUGGGGUGGGCGUCGGAAGGGGGCUGGGCGGCGGGAUGAUGGAGGAGGAGGAACUGGAGUUCGUGGAGGAGCUGGAAGCCGUGCUGCAGCUCACGCCUGACGUGCAGCUCGCAAUCGAACAGGUAUUUCCAAGCCAGGAUCCCCUAGAUCGAGCAGAUUUCAAUGCUGUGGAGUAUAUCAAUACCCUGUUCCCGACGGAACAAUCUUUGGCAAACAUAGAUGAAGUCGUGAACAAAAUUAGACUGAAAAUAAGGAGACUGGAUGACAAUAUUCGAACUGUUGUAAGAGGUCAGACAAACGUGGGGCAGGAUGGCAGGCAAGCACUUGAAGAGGCCCAGAAAGCUAUUCAGCAACUCUUUGGCAAAAUCAAAGACAUCAAAGACAAAGCAGAAAAAUCGGAGCAAAUGGUUAAAGAAAUCACCCGCGAUAUUAAGCAGCUAGAUCAUGCCAAACGCCACCUGACCACCUCAAUCACAACGCUGAACCACCUGCACAUGUUGGCAGGUGGCGUCGAUUCCCUCGAAGCCAUGACCAGGCGAAGACAGUAUGGAGAAGUUGCUAAUCUUCUUCAGGGUGUAAUGAAUGUUCUGGAACACUUCCACAAGUAUAUGGGAAUUCCACAGAUCCGGCAGCUUUCUGAAAGAGUGAAGGCUGCCCAGACCGAGUUAGGACAGCAAAUCCUGGCCGAUUUUGAAGAAACAUUUCCUUCCCAGGGUACCAAGAGGCCAGGAGGACCCAGCAAUGUCCUACGAGAUGCGUGUCUGGUUGCUAAUAUUUUGGACCCCAGAAUCAAACAGGAAAUCAUCAAAAAGUUUAUAAAACAGCAUCUUUCAGAGUAUCUAGUACUUUUUCAAGAAAACCAAGAUGUUGCCUGGCUGGACAAAAUCGACAGACGCUAUGCCUGGAUAAAACGCCAGCUUGUGGACUAUGAGGAGAAAUAUGGCCGGAUGUUUCCACGUGAGUGGUACAUGACCGAGAGGAUUGCGGUAGAAUUUUGCCAUGUCACAAGGACAGAACUUGCCAAGAUUAUGCGUACCAGAGCUAAGGAAAUUGAAGUGAAAUUGCUUCUUUUUGCUAUUCAGAGGACAACUAACUUUGAGGGGUUUCUUGCAAAACGCUUCUCCGGCUGCACCCUGACAGAUGGAACACUGAAAAAACUCGAGUCUCCUCCCCCGUCCACCAAUCCCUUCCUGGAAGAUGAGCCAGCACCAGAGUUGGAGGAACUGGCGACGGAGAAAGGAGAUUUAGAUCAACCAAAGAAGCCUAAAGCCCCAGACAAUCCAUUUCAUGGCAUUGUUUCAAAGUGUUUUGAGCCUCAUCUCUACGUAUAUAUUGAGUCCCAGGACAAAAAUCUUGGAGAGCUGAUAGAUCGGUUUGUGGCCGACUUCAAAGCGCAGGGGCCACCUAAGCCCAACACUGAUGAGGGGGGUGCUGUGCUUCCCAGCUGUGCUGACCUCUUUGUCUACUAUAAGAAGUGCAUGGUGCAGUGCUCUCAGCUCAGUACGGGGGAGCCAAUGAUCGCUCUGACCACCAUUUUCCAGAAGUACCUCCGAGAAUACGCCUGGAAAAUCCUCUCUGGCAACCUGCCCAAAACCACAAGCAGCAGUGGAGGGCUGACCAUCAGCAGCCUCCUCAAGGAAAAGGAGGGCUCAGAAGUAGCCAAGUUCACUCUAGAGGAGCUCUGCCUCAUCUGCAGCAUCCUGAGCACAGCAGAGUACUGUCUGGCCACCACCCAGCAGCUAGAAGAAAAACUCAAAGAAAAAGUCGAUGUAAGCCUGAUUGAACGAAUCAAUCUGACUGGAGAAAUGGACACGUUCAGCACUGUCAUCUCUAGCAGCAUUCAGUUGCUGGUGCAGGAUCUGGAUGCCGCCUGCGAUCCUGCCCUGACUGCCAUGAGCAAGAUGCAGUGGCAGAAUGUGGAGCACGUUGGUGACCAGAGCCCCUACGUCACGUCUGUCAUUCUUCACAUUAAACAGAACGUCCCCAUCAUCCGUGACAACCUGGCUUCCACGCGGAAAUACUUCACUCAGUUCUGCAUUAAAUUUGCAAACUCCUUCAUUCCCAAGUUCAUCACCCACAUCUUCAAGUGCAAGCCAAUUAGCAUGGUGGGAGCAGAACAGCUGUUGCUGGACACCCAUUCCCUGAAGAUGGUCCUGCUCGAUCUCCCCUCCAUCGGCUCACAGGUGGUGAGGAAAGCACCUGCCAGUUAUACCAAGAUUGUUGUGAAAGGCAUGACCCGGGCCGAGAUGAUCCUCAAGGUGGUGAUGGCCCCUCAUGAACCGUUGGUGGUGUUUGUUGAUAACUACAUCAAACUCCUUACAGACUGCAACACAGAAACCUUCCAGAAGAUCCUGGACAUGAAGGGGCUGAAGAGAAGCGAGCAGAGCAACAUGCUGGAACUCUUCCGCCAGAGGCUCCCCACUCCGCCCUCAGGGCCAGAAGGCUCCAGCUCGCUGUCCCUGCUGGCUCCCACACCAGAACAGGAAUCAUCUCGCAUCCGCAAGCUAGAGAAACUGAUUAAAAAGAGACUGUAGGAGCACACCUGGCCAGUGACCCUCAGCACCCAGCUCCCUGGAAGCCCCCUACCCCUCCUGCACUCCCCUUGACUCUCAGGUUGUCGAUCUUGAAACUUCCUGGGACGUUUGGGUUGUUACUGUGUCUCUCUCUGCCCUGUCUUAGUUCCUGUCCUGAUCAGAGAAGCCGAGUAAGGGUGGGUUAUAAAAAGGCAGUUUAGAUUGUCUCUGAUUCCUGCAGCAGAGGCAGCAGUGGGUGAAAGGUCCCUGCUCUGCGCUUGCUGUUCCUGGGCUGCUUUCGACUGGUCCAGUGGUCACUGACUGUAGCCUCACCUCUGGCACGUGGCCCUCUUCCUUACCAUGCGCCUGUCCAGGCAUUUUGGGUGAGAAAGCCUGGAUCUCUCCCCUUCCUCCAUCUGCUGCUGGUUGAGGUUACCUCUGCAGCCAGAACCUAAGAGAUGUCCUCCCCGCUCUCUGGGUUUGGCUCUCUGGCCCGAGUUAGUGAAGUGGCAGAUUACAAAUGUAGGAAACUAGCCUUUCUUUAUGAAGGCAGUGGAAGCAGGAGCAUUCUUCCAUGUCAGUCCCAGUUUCCUGGUACAUAUUGUGCUUCUGGUACUUUUCCUAACUUGGCCAAGUUAUCCCUGUGUGCUCAUUUCUCAGUAACCUCCACUUUCGUCUCUCUAUACGUCUAAGGAGAGAUUCCUUCUGUGUCUCUCAUCCAGGAGGCUUGUACGUGCCAGGCAGGUGUCUUCUCUGCUGCUGGCCUGGGUAUGGGGGCAGACCCAUAUCUGACUUGGAGAGAGGGUUCUGCUUGGCACACCUAGUGCGUGACAUAAGCAGAUUGUUUUCUCCAUUUCUUUACUUGCGCUCUGCUCCUGACUUCCAGGGGAGGGAUUGACUUCUCUGAAGGGAAUCCAGGGCGUUUUCCUAGAAAAAAUUUCCUCCUCAGAUGAAGCUGUGGGACAGCCCAGGAGGUCUGUACCCUCUAAUGCCCUUCCUACCCAUUCAUGUUCAAAUCCAGUGUACUUUCCAGAAUCAUCUGAAAGAACAAAGGUAAUGUGCAAUACCAGAGCGACAUAUUACUUGAUUACUAACGAGAAAGAACCUAGGGCCACGGAUAGCUAAGGAACAGAAUACUGACUUUAAAUGCCACCUCAGCACCUGGUGCAUCCCAGAACGCCCACUGGCCUGCCCGUCUGUCCGCCGCGGGCUCUUGGCCAGUGCAGCUUUGCAAAAAAGAGUUGCCUCAGAACAGCUUCAGCCCUCGCACAUCUUCCUGCAUCACGAGAACAGGCAACCUAUCGGGUAGUUGCCCUGAUUCACCUGGUUCACUGGAAACGGAGCCUCAGUUAACCGUGACCGUGGCCUCAGGGUAACCGCUGUUAGUGUCAGCAUUUGUUCAGGAAUCAUGAACAGUUUGUUGGCCAGGUGGGGAGAGAGCUAAGGAGAAAGGUGGAGCUCUUUACAGAAAACGCACAUAACAGGCCUCAGGAUAAAAUUAGGAUAUCAAAUAGCACUCAGAAAUGAGUGUUCAGGAGAGAGGAAGUUUCCUGAAAAUCCAUAAGGCUUGUGACAGCCCUAGAAUAGGAAACUUUAACAUUUGAAAAUCUGACCGGAAACAUUGAUUAUUUGUUAUUGAUUAUUUCUCCUCUGCUUGUUUUCUUAUAACCGCUCUGCACUGUUCCCCUUCCCUCUCCAUCAGCCUUUCUCUCAGACUCAGUCCAUCAGCCCUGACUUUGAUCCUGGACCUCAGUUCCUCAUCAGCCUCGAGCCUAUUCUUGCUAGUCGGCAUGACUCUUAUGUAUUAAGCAUCUCAAACUCCAGAAUACUGAGAAGAAAGUAUAUGUGGAAGACAGAGUGUGGCCUUUAGCUGAGCUCUAUUAGGAAAAGACUGCUAAAUAGAAAAGUGCAGGAAAGGUUGGGAAGGGACUCAGAGAGACCCUGGCAGCUUGGGAGAUAGAUCUCACUGCCCGGACAGCCAUUGUGUUGCUCUGGUGGAGUUACACAGCCUGCACUAAUUGAGCUUAACGUUCUCUUCCCACUUUUGAAAGAAGGGGCCGUGGGCCCAUCUCCAGACAGCACAGUGGCUUCAGCUGUCUGUCAUCGGCCUGGGGAGCCGGGAAAACCAGUGGACUCCUGCACCUGGUUCUUGUCACUCUCAGUGUUUACAGAUCCACAUUUCUCUUUUGGUUCAUUGGUGAGGAGUCAUUUUCUGGACGUCUCCAUAAUGGCAUUGAGAUGUCAAGCCGCUGUUUUCCCCCAGUUGGUGGUCACAGCCAGGGAAGUUGUGUUCUUGAUUUAUUACGUUGUCAGUAAUCUCCAGGGAGCCAACAGAUGUCAGUAGGAGUUAUGUUAAAUGUCUCAUUGAUGAGGUCUGAAUGCUGUGUGUGCAUCCUGUAGUGUCAGACAGAGCAUGUUUCUCAACUAGGGGUAUGCAUCAGAAUUGCCCAGGGCCCUUUUUACAAAUACAGAUGCCUGGAGAUUCUGAAUAAGUGAGUCUGGAUUAGGGCCCAGCGUACAGGUUUAAAAGUUCCAUAGGUGAUUAUAACGUUUACUCCUUGUUAAGAACCAUUGCAAUAGAGAGAAAUUUGCUUUAUUGAAGGGUUCUAUAGCACAUUUUCAUAGACAUAUAUUUUUUCCUGGCUCUCUAAGCAAGUGUAAUUACUGUACAAUUGGCUGAUACCAACACGGUUAAGAUUUUUUGCUGAUAGCCAGCAGCUUUAAUUUUAAACUUGUGUCGAUGGUAGGGACCAUGCCAGAAGUCAUGCUGUCACCAUACUGAUGAGGAUUCUUCCUGUUUUGAUGACCAAGCCCCAAACAGAAAUUUUAUUUAUUACUGUCACUUCAAAAUAACAUGUAUAAAGGAGCACUCAUUGAUAAAAACAGUAGCUAACAACUCUGUUGUUCAGCUAAGUUAGAUGUUGUACCCGUUGCUUCCCCCCACUGUCUCUAGCCCCUUAAAAAAAAAAAAACUUUGAAGUCACUUUAUGUUGGUUAAAAUAAAUAUUGGUAAUUUAUAAUUGAAGAAGAGUUUGCUGCUUCUCUUAUUAUGAACAGACUUCCUCAUAGCUGGCUUAGGGGUGGCCAGGCUGGAGAAAGUUCUGUUUGGAUCAUAACAGUGAAACAAGAACCACAAUGGACAGGGUGUUGUGACCUCCAAAUUCCGUUUUGGAAUUAACACUGACUACCGCCACUCCUCCGUCUCUUGGAGAACAAAGAACCAAUAACUAGGACUUUGCCCGCCACCCAGAUAGGGGUGCCUGCUUUCUCAUGCCGAGGGUGGCUCCUCAGGACAAAUCAACCAGGCCCAAGAGCAAACUGCCAAAGACCGGUGGACAGUUACGGGGCAGACACAGUGAGCAGGCAGGUCUGAGGGGGACACCUGAUGCGGGGGAUGUUACACCGGCCCAUCCUGAAUUGCCCUUGGACAAGGAAACGUAGUUCCCUGUUUACGGAAUGCUAGGGGGAAUGCCCAGAGUUCACAGCUGGAAAUGUAAUUGCUCUCCCUAGGAAGAGAAAUCUCCAAAAUAACUAGCUUGCUUGAGGGUGUAAGCAAGUGUUUCACACUUCUUGUGUACUCCGAGUCAGAUUGCUAAAAAUAAAGUCAUUAGAACUGCACUGCACCAUUUAAACAAUGGCCUUGGAAACAUGGACGCCUGAAAAGCUGGCAUGUGGAAAGAGUACUGUUGGAUUUUAUAUAGUAAAUAAAAAUUUCCAGUCUCAUUCUAGUAUUUAUCAAAAUCAAUAGCCUCCCGGACCCUCCAAGUUCUAUACCUUUGGGAGAUAUCAAUUUCCUUAAAAUAAAAGAUUGCUUUUUUGUGUAAAUAUC